AUAGGUUGGGACGGUGCCUACGUUUCAGUUAGGAAAAAUAUACAUCUGUUAAAAAUUUCCAACGUUUCGCUGCGUGCGUAGAGACAUCGCCGUAUUUAUGUUGCACUCGGUGUUGUCGAACGACACUAGACCAUCGUACCUCUUCUGUUUGUUACAACAUGUCUUGCUUGUGCGUGGAGUUUGUGAACGUGCAUUGUAGAGGAGUAAUGGUUGGAGGCUGUGCACCAGGAUGCUCGAAUUCCUCACAGAAAGGGUUCCGGUAUUUUGCCUUUCCGCGAGACCCCGAAAGGCGAAAGGAAUGGCUGGUUCAGUGCAAGCUUGACAACUGGACUCGAAGUUCAAACUCUAAAUUAUGUGAGGCACACUUUGAAGCAGAUCAAUUUGAGUUAAACAGGCAAGAUGCGUGGCGAAAACUCAAGCCAAAUGCUGUGCCAACAAUAUUCUCAUUCAAAUCAUGCCCCAAAAGAAGAAAUCCACCAACAAAAAGGUGCACUGAGAUACGAGUACCACGCAGUGAAAACAGUCAAGCGAUAACUGCGUGCGAGCAACAAGAGAACGACUCUGAUGAAAUGCAGCUCGUGGAGUCUCUACGAAUACCUUCAGGGGAGGCGGAACUACAGAAACAGCUUUCAGAUAUGAAGGAUCGUUUAGCUCUUCUUCAACAGCUGAAUGAGCGCCGAAGAAGGAAAGUGAAAAGACUUCGCAAGGCAUGCGGAACUUCCGACGAACGGAUGCGAUGUCUCCAGCAAAAGAUGAAUUUCUUAACCGAAAGCCAAAACGAAUCACUGGCUAGAAACAGUACGAAAGGAUACAAGUGGGGACACGAGAUUACACAGAAAGCUUUGCGAUUGAGGUUUGCAUGUGGGACAGCUGGUUACCAGGCUCUCUUUGACGAAGGUUAUCCUCUGCCGUAUGUGAAAACACUCACCCGUCGUGUUAGCAAGAUUCAUUUCGAGCCUGGCAUUCUUCAAAGUGUCAUCCACGUAUUGGAAAUGAAAGUUGCGAAGAUGACAGUCAUCGAACGGGAUUGUGUGCUUUUCCUGGGUAAGAUGGAGAUUUCCGAAGGCCUUCAGCUGGACCGCACAUCUGGCUCACUAGUAGAUGAGAUUGGUGGCAGACUCUUGGUGGCAGCGCGUGUAAUGAAGACUGCUUACUUGCCAGUCGCGCAUUAGUAUUCAUGAUAGGAGGAGUGAACACUCGUCAUAAGCUAUCAUAAAAACCAUCAUAAACCUAUCAUAAAACAGUGUUUAUAAUAUUCACUGUUCCCUUGCAGUUUUCUAAUAAAUAGGAUAUAAUCUUGAGAGCCGGAAUUAAAACGUUCACUUCUGUAA
Messenger RNA from Ornithodoros turicata, 1331 nucleotides. RefSeq lists its product as uncharacterized. The transcript is spliced from 4 exons. Lineage: Eukaryota; Metazoa; Arthropoda; Arachnida; Ixodida; Argasidae. The record is from RefSeq and is a predicted model, not a curated record. Bases 159 to 1172 code for a protein of 337 amino acids.